GGUGCAAAUGAAAAGUUGGAAGGGAGUGUUUCUUUCGUUCCUACUCCAAUUUGCUGGUGAUGUCACAUAAGGGUGAAAGGGAAACGACUAUUGAUAUCCGAUAAAUGUGAGAGGGAACUUACGGCGUCAAGAGAAAAUGGGGUUAUUCGAUCGUUUAGCGAAUCUCUUAGGUCUUAGGAAAAAAGAAGUAAACGUUUUAGUAGUGGGUCUUAAUAACAGUGGUAAGUCGACGGUCAUAAAUGAUUUCAAACGCGAGGAUGACCAUUGCAUAGACAUAGUGCCCACUGUCGGGUUUAAUGUCGAAAAAUUCACAUUUAAGAAUGUCAGUUUCACCGCAUUCGAUAUGUCGGGUCACGAUCGUCAUAGAUCGUUAUGGGAGCAUUAUUACAAAGAUUGCCAUGGGAUCAUCUUUAUAAUUGACAGCAGUGAUAAACUGCGACUGGUUGUCGUCAAAGAAGAACUCGAUAUGCUACUGCAGCAUCCCGACGUGGCAGGUCGCAAAAUACCCAUUCUUUUUUUGGCGAACAAAAUGGACCUGCCCGAUUCUCUGACUACCGUAAAAUUAGUUGCCGGAUUAGGACUUGAACGGAUACAAAAUAAACCCUGGCACAUACGAGCGACGAACGCGUUAACAGGCGAAGGCCUGCAACCGGCGAUUGAAUGGCUAACGGAUCAAAUUCGCGAUAUAUUCAUCAACAAGAGAUAAAAUGCGCGUUGUACAUUGCAAUGAGAUACGACUGGCUCGACGAAGUCUAUUAUGUUACGAAUGGAAUGGAGCUAAUCGAUGCGCAGUGAUUUAUGCUGUUAUUUGUAUGUCAAUUACAAUAAUUACAUUGGUGUUUCUCACUGGUGAUAUUCUUCCGAGAUGCGAUUCUGCAUCGCGAAAGUAAAGAUCCAAAGUAAAAUUAUCAUCAUUGCAAGAAUCGUUUUACACUGAGAGAUGUUUAAUUCCAUGUAAUUAGCGCAGAAGAGCGUGCAGUCGAGAAUUUUGCAAUUUUUAUGAAAUUUAAUGAAAUUGCAAGAAUCUCGUGGCCAGAUUUUAUUGAGAAACGUCGCUGCUCAAUGCAAUUCCGUCCAGAAGAAAUGCGUAGAGAUGUUGAAAUGUGUAUGUAAUAUAAAAUAUAUUCGUAAGAGAUGGCUGAUCAACGUAAUUAAGAUGUGACUACUAAUAAUUUUCGAAAUAUGUAUUAGUUUACUAAUUAGUGCGCUUUGCAUAGACUUAUUACUUUACUAUAAUACUUAAAAUAAAUACUGGUUAAAGAA
Messenger RNA from Pogonomyrmex barbatus (red harvester ant), 1263 nucleotides. It is a transcript of the gene Arl6, whose product is annotated as ADP ribosylation factor-like 6. The record is from RefSeq and is a predicted model, not a curated record. Gene Ontology annotation, molecular function: GTP binding; GTPase activity. Lineage: Eukaryota; Metazoa; Arthropoda; Insecta; Hymenoptera; Formicidae.